Messenger RNA from Asparagus officinalis (garden asparagus), 1343 nucleotides. Its product is annotated as solute carrier family 25 member 44-like. Lineage: Eukaryota; Viridiplantae; Streptophyta; Magnoliopsida; Asparagales; Asparagaceae. The record is from RefSeq and is a predicted model, not a curated record. The coding region runs from base 116 to 931 and encodes 271 amino acids. The transcript is spliced from 7 exons.
UGACACCAACAUCAACUGGCACAGGUUGGAUAAGACAAGGUUCCAUGUCAUUGGAGCUAUUCUCUUUACUGCCCAAUCUGGUCUAUUGCACCCAACAGCUGUUGUAAAAACCCGAAUGCAAGUUGCUGAAGGUGGAUUGGCUCACAUGUCUGGCGUAUCAGUGUUCAGAAACAUAUUAAAGAAUGAUGGUAUUCGAGGAAUUUUUAGAGGCUUCGGUACCGGGGCAGUUGGGGCUUUACCUGGCAGGGUAUUGGCCCUCACAUCACUUGAAGUGUCAAAGGAAAUGGUAUUAGAGUCUACGCGGGAUGUGAAUAUGUCCGAGGCAAGUCGUCUUGCUAUGGCUAAUGGAGUGGCUGGCUUGCUGUCCAACUUGGUUUCUUGUGCAUACUUUGUGCCGUUGGAUGUGAUUUGUCAGAGACUAAUGGUUCAAGGUCUGCCUGGAGUGGCAAGAACUAAUGGACCAUUUGAUGUAGUACGAAAUAUACUCAGAACUGAAGGUUUUCGUGGUCUAUAUAGAGGCUUCGGGCUGACAAUUGUGACACAGUCGCCUGCAUCUGCACUUUGGUGGAGUGCUUAUAGUUCUGCUCAACAUGUUAUUUGGAGGAGUUUGGGCUAUGGAGUUGAUUCGGAAAAAAAGCCAUGUGAACUGGAGCUUGUCACGGUUCAGGCAGCAGCAGGGACAGCAGCGGGUGCUUGUUCAUCUAUUAUCACUACUCCAAUAGAUACAAUAAAGACACGACUUCAGGUUAUGGAUAAUUUUGGUGGGGGACGGCCAUCAGUGAUGAAGACCACAAAGCUGCUUCUGCAAGAAGAUGGUUGGACUGGAUUUUACCGAGGAUUUGGACCCAGGUUUCUUAACAUGUCACUCUGGGGAACCUCGAUGAUCGUAACUUACGAACUAAUAAAACGAUUGUCAGUAAAGAGAGAGUAAGUACUCUCUUUUUUUCCCCUCCCGUCGGAAGUUCAAGAAGCAUUUGGAAAAUUACUUUGAAGAGGGUGGGAGAUCUAGUUGAUAUACGGCUACAUUCUUUGAUGCCAUGGCUAACACGGUUUUGCUGAGAAUUUUGUUUUCUGUGAUGGAGAUUUUGUUAGUAUGGAGCCUAUAAGCCAUUGCAGAGAUUCAUCAGGGGGUCUCAUUCUUUCGAAAGUUUGUAAUUUUUAUCUCUUUCUACUUCUGUUAGCAGUUUGUAUCUCAGUGGUGAGGAUUUUCACCAAAUGAGCAGACGAUUAAUGUCCAUGGCUGGGUUGGAUGUAAAUAUUCUUGUAGGAGAGGUGUCUAUCAAUGUUUUUUUUUGGCGAGAUGGAGAUCUUGCAAAUAAAUACAGUUUUCCUUGUGGUUGCUA